Molecule: messenger RNA, 422 nt
Organism: Camelina sativa (false flax)
Lineage: Eukaryota; Viridiplantae; Streptophyta; Magnoliopsida; Brassicales; Brassicaceae
Source: RefSeq, a predicted model, not a curated record
UUUGAUCACAAUCAUUCACUUAUAAUUAAAAACUAUUAAACGAAUCAAGAUCAAUGGCCGAAGAUCAAACAGCUACGACAAUGAAAACAUCGGCGGUGGAGAAGCAGCCAGAGGCUGAAGGUGCACCGAGUGUGGCUAGAACGAAGAGGAUGAUGGUUGCCAUCGAUGAGAGCGACUCGAGCUUCUACGCUCUCCAAUGGGUCAUUGACCAUUUCUCUAACCUCUUAAUGACAACUGGCACUGAGGCGGCUGAGUCGGAGGGUGGAAUGCUCACGGUGGUUCAUGUGCAGUCCCCUUUCCAUCACUUUGCUGCCUUUCCGGCUGGACCGGGCGGCGCCACAGAAAUUGUGGAUAACCUGGUUUUGUGAACGCACGUAGCAGCAGUGUACGCAUCUUCGACUAUGAUUGAGUCAGUCAAAAAA